Molecule: messenger RNA, 4678 nt
Organism: Cydia amplana
Lineage: Eukaryota; Metazoa; Arthropoda; Insecta; Lepidoptera; Tortricidae
Product: bromodomain-containing protein 3-like
Exons: 21
Coding region: 699-4607 (1302 amino acids)
Biological process (GO): regulation of DNA-templated transcription; chromatin remodeling
Cellular component (GO): nucleus; chromatin
Source: RefSeq, a predicted model, not a curated record
GUCUCCGUCGGAGUCUUCGCGUUUAAAACUGUCCUACUAGUCUUGUGUGAAAUAAAUCUCACAAUAGCUAUGAUAGCAUUUGUCAUCAGUACAUGAAAUAAUGAAAUACAUGCGUUUUUACCAUAUUUCUAUGACGAUUUUACAAUAUUUUCUUUUCCAGAGCUAAUUAUGUGCCAUAUCAAGUUUAUGACUAAAGACGCUCGUCACUCUUGUUUGGCCGCCAUGUCUGAUAUUCUUCUGAAGCUUUGCUUACCGAGUUCGUGUUGUGCUAUAUCUUGUUGGGAAUAAAAGACAGUGAAUUUCGUUGUGAUAAAGCAGCAGAUAUAUAGGAAUAUCGUAAAACUAUAUACUCGGAAUGUGUGUGGAGUGUGUCUGGAAUUAGAGCAAAUCGAUAUAAUUUGCUUUUGCAGAAGUCUUCAACAUCGUAUUUUUAGUUCAUCCGCCAUAUUGGCGUUAAUAUCUCUUCAUUUGGAGAAAUCUUAGUCUUGGAGGAACAUCAGCAGGCACUACUGUUUUGUGCCAGGUAUGAUUGAAUUUUAUUGAUUAAUGGGAUGACCUGCCUACUGGUGCUGAAGCACCACAUUUAAUUUAUUUUGAUAGAAUGGUUUUACGUUACUGGAGGAAAUAGCUAAUGCCUCUAAGUCAGAGAUUGGAGGAGCCUCUAGUUGCAAUUGAGGUAGAUAGCAGAUUCCAGCACAAUGCAGCAGGCUGUAGAUCCACUAGCGACGACGAGCACUCCAACUGCGGAACCAAUCAAUGGCGCUCCGCCUGACGAGCCUGCGCGCAGGCAGGGACGGAUAACUAAUCAACUACAAUUCCUGCAGAAAAAUGUUAUGAAGGCAGUAUGGAAACAUCAAUUUGCCUGGCCUUUUCAUCAGCCGGUGGAUGCUAAGGAAUUAAACCUGCCGGAUUACCACAAAAUCAUAAAGAAGCCUAUGGACUUGGGCACCAUCAAAAAGCGGCUCGAGUCAAAUUAUUACUAUUCUGCUCAAGAAUGCAUCCAAGACUUCAAUACCAUGUUCACCAACUGCUACGUCUACAACAAACCUGGCGAGGAUGUGGUGGUCAUGGCGCAAACUCUAGAGAAACUGUUUCUGAAUCGAAUAGCUCAAAUGGACAAAGAGGAAAAGGAAAUAGAAGUACCUUCGAAAGGUGGGAAAGGCGGCGUGAAGAAGCGGACAACCGUUGGCAGCAGCGGCGGCAGUGCGAGCGCGAGCGGCGGCGGCGGCGGCGGCGGCGGCGGGGCGCGCGGGGCCGCCGUGAAGACCAUGCCGGCGCCGCCGCACCCCGCGCUCGUGGGCUCCACCAACACCACCACCACGCCCGCGCUCACGCUCGCCACGCCCUCCGUCACGCCGCCCGCCACGCACACCGGUCUCCCGCAACAGGUGGCCACUCAACAGUCAAGUUUCCACGUAGCGCAGGCUGCUGCCACGCCCGUUUCAACUAUAUCGUCGGUUGCCCUCUCGCAGACUCAACCGGCUAAGGUUAAAAAAGGCGUUAAGAGAAAGGCUGACACCACUACACCUAUGGGCAGUUCCUUUGAAGGAGGAUACACUACUCCGACCAUAGAUCAGCAAAGUGGUGCUAAACCUGCCAAAAUAUCCACCAGAAGAGAGAGUGGACGCCAGAAAAAGGCUGGCAGGACAGGCGAAGACUCAUUCAAGAUGGGCGCGCUGUCGCCCGGCGUCGGCGGGCCGGGCGCCUCGCACCACGCCGCUCUGACCCCGCAACUCGCAAAGGGCAAGGAAAAACUAUCCGAUGCUCUCAAAAGUUGCAAUGAAAUUUUAAAAGAGCUCUUCUCUAAAAAGCAUUCGGGCUAUGCCUGGCCAUUUUACAAACCUGUGGAUGCCGAAUUACUUGGACUCCAUGACUAUUUUGAUAUAAUUAAGAAGCCUAUGGAUCUCGGGACCGUGAAACAGAAGAUGGACAACAGAGCGUAUAAAACUGCUGCAGAAUUUGCAGCUGAUGUUCGUUUAAUAUUCACAAACUGCUACAAGUACAACCCCCCAGACCACGAUGUUGUGGCGAUGGCAAGAAAACUACAAGAUGUCUUUGAGAUGAGAUAUGCUAAAAUUCCCGAUGAGCCCAUACAUGUGGGAGUUCCUCACAUGGAUAAAGGAAGCUCUGCAUCCAGUUCCGAGUCUGGUUCGGAAUCAGAUUCCGAUUCAGAUGACUCUGAAGAAGAAAGGAAUAAUAAAGUAAAGCUCCUAGAGAAAGAGUUGCUCGCGUUGCAGGAGAAAAUGAGAAAGUUAGUGGAAGAGUCCAAUACCAAGAAGAAAGCGAAAAAGAAGGUUAAAGAUAAAUCAUCAAAGAAGCAAAUGGUCAACAGUGCAAUGCCGAAGGCGAAUGCAGUAGCGGGCUAUGGCGCCAAGGCUAAUAAUAUUGCAGAGAAUAUAGUUGGUGUAACAGGCACAGGGAGCGCACGCGGCAAAGGCGGCAGCAAGCGCGGAGGCGGCGGCGGCGGCGGCAAGGCCGGAUCUCGGGCGUCUGCGCCGGGCAAGAAGAAGAAUUCGGCGCCCAGCACCGCGCCCGCGGCGCACGCGCCGCCGCACGCCGACACCGACGACGAGGACGUCGCCAAGCCCAUGUCCUACGACGAGAAGCGGCAGCUGUCGCUCGAUAUCAACAAGCUGCCCGGCGAUAAACUGGGCAAAGUGGUGCACAUAAUACAGAGCCGGGAGCCUUCGUUACGUGACUCUAACCCGGACGAGAUCGAGAUAGAUUUCGAGACCCUCAAGCCAUCUACGCUCCGAGAGCUCGAAAAUUAUGUAGCCUCAUGUCUUCGAAAAAAGACACGUAAGCCGCAUUAUCGUAAAGUCUCCGGUAAAUCUAAAGAUGAACAAAUGGCGGAAAAGAAACAGGAGUUAGAAAAACGACUGCAAGAUGUAUCUGGACAAUUAGGAACUACUAAGAAGCAACAAGUGAAAAAAGAAGGCUCAAAGGAAGCACUGGCCGGCGGCGGCGGCGGCGGCAUGUCCUCCUCGUCCAGCUCGUCCGACUCGUCCAACUCGUCGUCCAGCACCGACACCAGCUCCUCCGACACCAGCGACAGCGAAGCAGGUGCCGGCACGAAACCGCCCAAGAAGAAGACGAAGAAACAACCUCACCCUGCGCUACCUGCGAAAAUCGUUCCACCAGUGCCGACGGCCGGUAGUUGUUUGCCCGGGGCGGCGGCAGGCGCGGGCGCGGGCGACCCCGAGGUCAAGCCCCUCGUGGAAGUGAAGCCUCCCGCGGAGGUGAAGCUGGCCCCCGUCGCGGACGCCAAGGAGCCGCCCGCGGCGCCCAGCGCGCGCGCCGUCCCGCCCGCCGCCGCGCCGCCCGCCGCCCCUGACUCCUCUCACUCCUCCCACUCGUCACAUGCGCCACACUUGUCGCACACGUCGCACACAUCGCACCCGUCACACGCGGCGCCCGUGCGCGAUACCGUCGACCAGAAACCGCCCGUCAAAGCCGAGCCCCGCAACGGACUCGACAAAGCAGACUCCUCGCACUACAUUGAUCCAAUAGAGCGCACCCUCGCCAAUCUCGAGCGCACCCUCAAGGCCGAAGUUCCCAUGGACGUCAGCGUCAGCGCUUCCGAAACAUCCAUGCGUCUCGAGAACUUCGCCAUGCCCAAACCGCAGAUGUUGGGCGACUCGACGCACCAAAAUUUAAUGGCGCACCUCGGUGGACUCGCCGAAAUGUCGCACGUUCCCGACCCGAUCAAGUCGGAAAUGUAUCCACCGCACAACGGCUUCAUCGAUAAGUGCAUGCAACAAGAGCGCGAGAUGGUCCGGAGCGACGGGGGGAACACGGGCAUGGGCGGGAUGACGAGCGUGCCGCCGGUGCCGUCCAUGUUCGACCCGGCGCCGGCCGCGCCGCUGUCGGUGAUCGCGCAGGCGCACCACGCGGCGCCCGGCGCGCCGCUCGCCGCGCCCGUCAAGAAGGAGGAUGCCAAGCCGCUGCUCACGCCCAAACCCAUCGAGGAUCUCAUCGGGGUCCCGCCCAUGGUCCCCAAUAACAUGGAUAGAAACAAAUAUGAAAUGGAUAAGAAAAUGGAGGAAUCUAAAAACAACUUUGCUCAAGCUUUUAAGUUAAAACAGGAGCAAAACCUGAAGAAUGCGAGCUCGUGGUCUUCCUUGGCCCAAGCUGGAAGCCCGCAGAGCGUUCCUAAUGUGAGCUCUAACAACCAAAUAAAGCAGAAGCCUGUUAUGGAUACUUUCCAAGAAUUCAAGAAGCAAGCCAGGGAGAAAAUUAAUCGGCAGAGGGCUCUUAUUGAGCAGCAGGAGCUCCGGAGAAAGGAGCAGGCGGAGCGAGAGAGACAGCGCCAGGAAACGGAACGGAGACAUCCCGAUGACGAAAAGAUGAGGGCACUUGGCGGAGUCCGCAAAACAGAGACGGGCGACGUGGCGUCGCCGAGCGUGUCGCCGGUGGCGCGCGCGUCGCCGCCCGCCGCGGCCGCCGGUGGCGCCGCCGCCGCCUCCGCGGGCGACAAGCCCGCCGCCUCCGAGCGCGAGCGCCUUCGCCAGCGCGAACAGGAGAGACGUCGUCGGGAAGCGAUGGCUGGUCAAAUUGACAUGAACAUGCAGAGCGACCUAAUGGCUGCAUUUGAAGAAUCUUUGUAAUAAUAGUUAGACGACCCUAGUUCUACAAAGCAAAAUCGUGACGUGUACAGUCGACGUCAAACACAUGUUUA